UUACUUGUUUAUUAUUGACCUUGUCCUUGGUCUUGGUCGCCUUAUCCACCACGCCUAAAAUCAACACCUUAGGAAAUAAAAUUGCCUUAUACAUUUGGUAGCUCUUGUAGACUUGACCUUGCAUUCUCUUCAUUCCCAAGUCAUGGCUGCACCCAUCUUCCUUAUCCUCUUCUGGGUUUUCACCUUCAGUUGCUCUGUUUUUGAGGUUACACAUGCGAGCCCUGACAUCCACUAUCCGUUUCACAUAAAAGGUAAACAACCCCAGCAUGAUUCUCAUUUUGAGCUGCUUCAAGAAAACACCACCACCACUAUCCACUUUCCAUCUUAUGGAGAUUUGUUAGUGAAUUCCAUUUCCUAUGACACCAAAAACAUUUAUCUUGCUGACCCAAAAAACUGUCCACACAGAGUCUUUAUGAACCUCAACCUCACCCUCACACCGUUCCAAUACUAUUAUGUUCUGAAAAACUACACAUACCUCAAUUGCUCCACCAAGCUUUCAUCUCCUUUCAUUGAGAUUCCAUGUUUAAGUGAUUCAAGUUAUCAUGUUUACACGGUUGAUCCUGCACUUCCUGUUCCGGGUUCAUGUAAGGGAAUCAAGACCGUUGCUAUUCCUUUCAAGUAUAGCCCUUAUCUAUCAGACAACAGUUUUGGUCUCAGAUUAACAUGGGACCUGCAUGAUUCUAGAGAAGAAGGAAACCAGACAAGAGAUUCCCACAUGACACAUUAUGCUGUUGUAGGUGUCAUCAUCUGUGUUUUGGUGAUGGUAACACUUGUAAGCAUAAAGGUUCAUGUGUCCAGGAGGGAUUUCGAUAAGAAAGAAAGACAGUUGUUGCUGGCAGAUUUUUAGCACACAGUAUUAGACUAUUAGUUCACGUGAGACAAUGUUGCAGGUGUAUAACAUUAUGUGUAUUUCAAUUCAGGAAUGUCAUCCAUAUCACCAUAUGUAUAUUAGUACUUAUUUCAAGCAUCUUAAGUCAGGUCAUAUUCUCAUAUCACAAA
This is a messenger RNA of Lotus japonicus, 999 nucleotides long. RefSeq lists its product as uncharacterized. The transcript has 2 exons. The coding region runs from base 143 to 847 and encodes 234 amino acids. The record is from RefSeq and is a predicted model, not a curated record. NCBI's taxonomy places the organism in Eukaryota, Viridiplantae, Streptophyta, Magnoliopsida, Fabales, Fabaceae.